Molecule: messenger RNA, 2241 nt
Organism: Trichechus manatus latirostris (Florida manatee)
Lineage: Eukaryota; Metazoa; Chordata; Mammalia; Sirenia; Trichechidae
Gene: ALDH5A1
Product: aldehyde dehydrogenase 5 family member A1
Exons: 10
Coding region: 99-1706 (535 amino acids)
Biological process (GO): GABA catabolic process
Cellular component (GO): mitochondrion
Molecular function (GO): succinate-semialdehyde dehydrogenase (NAD+) activity
Source: RefSeq, a predicted model, not a curated record
GCCACCGCCUCGCUCCUCCAGCGGCCCCGCGGCCCCUGCGCUCGCGUGCGCGCGCGCGCGCUUGCCUGUUUCCUGCUGCCACGGCCUGGGCUCCGGCCAUGGCGACCUGCUUUCAGCUGCGGGGCUGCGGGGCCCAGCGCCUCUCGCUGUUGCCUCUCGGCCGCGGUCCCUGUCCCUGCGCCGGCUAUCUGGGACUCUCUACGCAGCCCAAGCCGGGCUUGGCCCUGCUCCGCGGCUAUGCCCAGGGCCCGGCGGGCCUCCCCCCAGCGCUGCUGCGCACCGAUGGCUUCGUGGGCGGACGCUGGCUCCCAGCCCGCGCUGUCUUCCCGGUGUACGACCCAGCCAGCGGCGCCGAGCUGGGCAAAGUGGCCGACUGCGGAGCGCCCGAGGCCCGCGCCGCCGUGCGCGCCGCCUACGAGGCUUUCUGCAGCUGGAGGGAGGUCUCGGCCAAGGAGAGGAGUUCAUUACUUCGGAAAUGGUAUGAUUUAAUGAUAAAAAAUAAGGAAGACCUUGCCAAGAUAAUCACAGCUGAAAAUGGAAAGCCGCUGAAGGAGGCCCAGGGAGAAAUUCUCUAUUCUGCCCUUUUCCUAGAAUGGUUUUCAGAGGAAGCCCGCCGCAUAUAUGGAGACAUCAUCUAUACCCCAGCGAAAGAUAAGAGGAGCCUGGUCCUCAAGCAGCCUGUGGGUGUGGCCACAGUCAUCACCCCGUGGAAUUUUCCCAGCGCCAUGAUUACCCGGAAGGUGGGGGCUGCCCUGGCAGCUGGCUGUACUGUAGUGGUGAAACCUGCCGAAGACACUCCCCUCUCCGCCCUGGCCCUGGCCGAGCUUGCCAAGCAGGCUGGAAUUCCUCCAGGUGUAUACAAUGUUGUUCCCUGUUCUAGAAAGAAGGCCAAGGAAGUGGGGGAAGCUCUUUGUACUGAUCCUCUGGUAUCCAAAAUUUCCUUUACUGGCUCAACAGCUACCGGGAAGAUACUGUUGCACUACGCUGCAGACUCUGUGAAAAGAGUUUCCAUGGAGCUUGGCGGCCAUGCUCCAUUCAUUGUAUUUGACAGUGCCAAUGUGGACCAGGCCGUAGCAGGCGCCAUGGCAUCUAAAUUUAGGAACUCUGGACAGACUUGUGUUUGCUCAAACCGUUUUUUGGUGCAAAGGGGUAUUCAUGAUUCCUUUGUGAAAAAAUUGGCUGAAGCAAUUAAGAGAGACCUGCGUGUAGGCAACGGAUUUGAGGAGGGAACUACUCAAGGCCCAUUAAUAAAUGAAAAAGCCAUAGAAAAGGUAGAGAAGCAUGUGAGUGACGCGGUUUCCAAAGGGGCAACCAUUGAGACAGGCGGCAAGCGACAUCGAUUUGGAAAAAAUUUCUUUGAGCCCACCCUGCUCAGCAACGUCACCCGGGACAUGCUUUGCUCUCAUGAGGAGACUUUUGGGCCUCUGGCACCAGUUAUGAAAUUUGACACAGAGGAGGAGGCUGUAGCAAUCGCUAACGCAGCUGACGUUGGUUUAGCAGGUUAUUUUUACUCUCAAGACCCAGCCCAGAUCUGGCGAGUGGCAGAACAGCUGGAAGUUGGCAUGGUUGGAGUUAAUGAAGGAUUGAUUUCCACCGUGGAGUGCCCUUUUGGGGGCGUAAAGCAAUCUGGCCUUGGACGAGAAGGGUCAAAGUAUGGCAUUGAUGAGUAUCUGGAACUCAAGUAUGUGUGCUAUGGGGGCUUAUAGGAUCCUUCAAUCCUCUAAAGUAUAAAAAUAAAAAAACUUACCUACCUAAGUGGGGACAUGCCAUCCAUUAUUUUAGAUAAACUUAACAGGGUCUUCCUGGGUUAUCUGAGUGUAUGAAUGUUUUAGACUCAUCUGGUCCUUGUAAUCUUAGAUGCUCAUUCUGCUCCUCCCAUCACCCAACUAGGGACCAAUAUGUGCCACAUGGUAGUGGCUGCAGACUCCAAGAGAACCAGCACUGGGUUUGUAGAGUGAAGUCCCGGGACCUCCCACAACCCAGACUGCUCCAGAGCAGUGCUUGGCGUGAGGCAGGCAGCCCCUUCUGCCCUGUCACAAGGGCUUGGUUACUGACUAUGCAAUGACCCAACCACCUCUCAUGUGGUUCUGGAGCAUGUGCCCAGGGGGCAGCAUGGCAGAGCCCAAGUAUGACCAAUGGGCUGGUCAGGGGGCACAACAUCCCCUUCCUUCCCUAGCAGUCAGCCAGCUCAGCCCUAAAGACUCAUUGUGUGUCCAGGUCCAGGGUUGUUACAGUGGAGGU